AUGGGUGUUUCCAGUCUAUGGAAGCUGCUGGGCAGCAGCGGGAAACCCCGUCGCCUCGAAACACUGUCCGGCAAUACUUUAGCGGUAGACGCCAGCAUUUGGAUGCAUCAGUUCUUAAAGGCUAUGAGGGAUUCUGAAGGAGAGCCUGUUAGAGGCGCGCAUAUCAUAGGAUUCUUUCGAAGGGUCUGCAAGUUACUUUUUUACGGGAUCAAGCCGGUGUUUGUAUUUGAUGGAGACGCACCAACAUUGAAGCGCAUCGCUCUCGUUGAGCGUCGUAAGCGGAAGUCAACUGCAAAAGUGAACCUGAGCAAGGUGGCCGAAAAGCUGUUAUCGAAGCGUCUGCAACUGGCUGCUCUGAAGAAUGUCACUGGUACAGUGGCCGCUGCACCAGCGAUUUCAAACACUCGAAAAGCGAAAGCGAACACAUCAUUACGAGGGGAUGUUCUCACUGAACUCCCGGCUGAUGUGGUCUAUCUGAAUCAGCUCGAGAACCCUACAGCGCCUCUCUCUUCGCUCGUGUCGGGAACGGCAAAGAAGCAGAAACGUCCGGCGAUGAAAGAUGCGGAUGACUUCGAGUUGGAAGAUACGGUAGCCGAAACCAUUACGGCUGCAAGUAUGGAUCCUCGUCUAAUUUCUGAAGAGGAAAUGCGCGAAUUUGUCGGCAAACACGGGAAGAACCUCAACCUGUCGUCAAUGAGUCUCAACGAUGCUUCCUUCAAGACGCUACCGGUGGAAACCCAGCACGACAUCAUAACGGAACUGAAGAAUAAAUCUCGUCAAUCCAAUCAUCGUCGUUACACAACAUUGUCAAAAGCGGUUGCAAAUCCAUUACAAUUCUCCUCUUUGCAAAUCCAGCACCUUGUGCAACGAAAUGUUUACACGGAGACGCUUUUCGACUUUGCAAAAAAUGCCGGCGUUACGAGCAGCAAUCCGGGUUUGAAAAAGUUCAACAAAAAGUUCAGAAAUAAACCAAAGCGCAUCGCCAGUGAGCGGGCUCGCGAGUAUGUGCUGUUACAGAACGAUAAUGAGAGUGGGUACACCAUUCGUGCCAGCAGUGUCAACGAACGUUUGCGUAAGGAGGAGAAGACGAAGCAACCUGAGGUCAUCGUCGUGGGAAGUGAUGAGAGUAGCGAUGACAUACUGGGAUUAGAUAGCACCGACGAAGAAACGGAGAGUCGCGCGGCGGGCAAGCGCGAUGCUAUUUCGAAAGGGGUCAGCGAGGCUAUGCCUCAUCUAAACACUAUUGCCCGGGACUUGGAGAGCGAUCAAGAAAGCUUCGAAGAGAUUGUAAUACCGGAGUCCGUGGCAGGGAUCGAGGUCGAUGCAAAUCGCUCUAGACCUGUAAAUUCCCGAAAAGCAUUCAAAAAUGUUGUUGAAGAUAGCAGCGACGAGGAGUUUGAGGAAAUCUUGUCGAUUGAGCCGGCAAGCAAGGACGAUGAGCACCCGAUAAGGAUUGCUGAGGAUCCGAUUGUCGUUUCGGACGUUGACCUUGACCUACAACAUGCCCUUCUGGAAACCUACUCGGUUCUACGCGAGAAUGUAUCUUCGAAUGAACCGCUCGCGAACGCUCACGCUGGAAAAGGGAAGUCGACGGAAGAUAGCUCGUCCCCCGUCGGAACCGAUACUGAUUCCGCAUUAGAUGUUACCCACAUCGUGACUGAGAACCAGACUGACAACAUUGCUGCUCCACCUGUCACAGUUGACGCAAGGCCAUCCGAAAUCGCAAUGCAGUCGAGAAAUGCUGACGUUAAAAACGCUUCCCUGGUCUCCCCAUACGCGAAAGUGACAUCGGUUGCAUCGCUUUCCGUCACGAGCACCUCGCCAGACCCAACGAUGCGGUUGUUGCGUGAAGAAACUGCGCCAGGAGAGGACCGGAAGACCGACAAAACGAUGGAGACGACCCUGGAAGAGGAUCAAGAGGAAGUAUGGGUCGAAGAUAAAGGGGCAGAUCCAGAGAUGGAGACCACUCUGGAAGAAGAUCAGGUGGAAAUAUGGAUGGAAGAUACAGGCCAAGGGUCCGAGUUCCCUCGAGGAGCGAGCACCACUUCACGCGAAGAAAACAUAGAUGUUCCUAUGGAAUUGGAGGAAGAGGGUGAAGAGUACGCUCGUUUCCUUUCCUCACUCUCUAAUCAAGAACCGGAAGCAGUGGCGAAACGCUUGGAGGACGACAUGAUGGCUCUGAAUCGGCGGAAGCGUAAAGAACAGGCAGGCGCUGCCGACAUCAACACUCAAAUGAUAACGGAGAUUCAAACGCUUUUACGCCUAUUCGGAUUACCGUACAUUAGAGCACCAAUGGAGGCCGAGUCGCAAUGCGCGUUCCUGGUGCAGGAGAAGCUGGUGGACGGCAUUGUCACCGACGAUUCCGACGUGUUCCUGUUCGGUGGGACAAACAUAUACAAAAAUAUGUUCAAUCAGCAGAAAUAUGUCGAAGAAUACACCAUGGAGUCCGUGACUGCCGGCAUGGCGCUCACGCGCGACAAGUUGAUUCAGUUGGCGUACCUUCUUGGCAGUGAUUACACUCCAGGCAUCGAAGGUGUCGGGCCAACCUUGGCAAUGGAAGCGUUGAACCUAUUCCCGGGGGAAGGAUUGGAGCCCUUGGAGGAAUUGAAAGGUUUUUGGGAACGCGCGCGAGUGAUGGCAUUGGAGGAUGUUGCUCAGGCCGACCCGGUCAAGCGCAAAUUGGGCAAGAUCCUGAGGCAACAUCCGGUCCCAUUGGCGUUCCCCGACUCCAGGGUUCGCGACGCUUACCUUCAUCCUCAAGUCGACAAGGAUACCACGGCCUUUCAGUGGGGCGAGCCGGAUCACCACGGAAUCUCGGAAUUCAUGGAGGAAAGACUUGGAUGGACGCCGAGCCAAGUAGACCAGCAGAUGAUCCCGUUAUUGAAGGAGAUGGCUCGGCAAAAGGCGGAACUGCAGAAGCAAACCCGCCUGGACAAUUUCUUUACUGCGGUUCCGAAAGCACAUUCUAGUGAGCGCAUCCGGACAGUCGUAGACUCAUGGAAAGGGGUGCCCCAGUCUACCGUUGAGAAACCGAAGCGUCCGCGGGGCGGCAAAGCUCCUGGGGGUGGAAAGAGGCGGAGAAACGUCGACGGUGAUGGAAGUGGAGAAGCUGCUAGCGCCCCUCCUCCAAAAUCGCGCCGAAAGAGGCAAACCUGA
This is a messenger RNA of Fimicolochytrium jonesii, 3156 nucleotides long. RefSeq lists its product as uncharacterized. Gene Ontology annotation, molecular function: single-stranded DNA binding; DNA endonuclease activity. The record is from RefSeq and is a predicted model, not a curated record. The transcript is spliced from 3 exons. Lineage: Eukaryota; Fungi; Chytridiomycota; Chytridiomycetes; Spizellomycetales; Powellomycetaceae. Gene Ontology annotation, cellular component: nucleus. Gene Ontology annotation, biological process: nucleotide-excision repair. The coding region runs from base 1 to 3156 and encodes 1051 amino acids.